Molecule: messenger RNA, 2629 nt
Organism: Danio aesculapii
Lineage: Eukaryota; Metazoa; Chordata; Actinopteri; Cypriniformes; Danionidae
Exons: 19
Coding region: 100-2556 (818 amino acids)
Molecular function (GO): protein binding; ATP hydrolysis activity; ATP binding
Source: RefSeq, a predicted model, not a curated record
UUUUCUUCCGAAGUGGAGCUUUAGUUCUUAACUAUGAAUAUUUUAACCACAAAUGUGCUGUAACUCCGGCUCACUAAGGAAGAGUUUAGUUUAUCAACGAUGUCGCACAGCACAUACAAUUCGCUCUGGUCUGGAGCUCAUGAGGAGCUCAGCUGUUUGCUGCCUCAAGAACUCCCAGAAGAGCCUCUUCGCCCUGAGAGAGACAGAGUGGUGUUUUUCCAAAGGAUCGCCACCUUCUAUGUUCGCUAUGUGCAGAUCUUCAGGCACCUGGAAGAGGCCUAUGACCUAAGCGUUCACCCCCAAAAGAGGCGCGUAAUUAGGCAGGUGCUGGACAGUGUUAUGGGCCGUGUUCUGGAGCUCAAGAACGAAAUGGUGGAAAAAGAAUUUUCAGAGUACCACUAUAUGGACGACAUCAUCCAAGACCUGAAAUUAACCCCUGAGGACCUUGAGAUUCCAAUUCCCAGGUAUUUUAUUUGUGAGCGGAAUAAAGUGCUGCAGGAUAGAGAGAGAAUGUUUGCUGCUAUAUUGAACCAAAUGGAUGUCACUGAAAAGUCAGGACCUCCUGUGAUGCGGAUGUUGACCCUGGAAAGGGCCAUUAAAGUCAUUCAAGUGGCUGAAAGAGCACGGCAAGGUCGACUGAGGGCAAAGUUCAUGAGAGAGAUCCACAGAGACUCUGAGAGACAAAAGAGAGCUGAAGAAGAGACAGUUAGUACUGACCAGGCUGCAGUUUGCAUCCAGAAGGUGUGGAGAGGUUUCAUGCAAAGAAAAAUAACAAAAAGGUUACGUGAGGAGGAAAUGAUAUUUCUUGGAAUGGCACUGGAUCCAAAACUAUCCUAUCCAUCCCAAACUGAGCUGAUUGCCCAGAACAAUAAGGCCAUGAGGCGGACUAGACAAGAAGAACACGAGGAUGACUAUCAGAAAUCCAUUGGAUCUGUUAUUCAUCAGCUUAGGGAAGUGGAGGGCUCAGAAAUGAAAGAGACUAUGAAAGAUCAGAUUCGACAGUGGUUCAUAGAGUGCCGUGAUGCAACAGGCUCAUUUCCUGACUACCCAGAGGAGGAGGAUGGAGGAUCAGCUCUUAUAUUCGCAGAGAAAACACCUGAGGAGCUGGCAGAUGAACUGGCUGUAAAGGAGGAAGAAGAUGCCAAUAAAAAUCCAAAGGGUAAGGAGGACACCAAAGAAAAAGGAAAGAAAAGCAAAAUCGAAGAUGAGGAGGAAGAGCCCGGACUGAAGAUGCUGCCUUCUGCCUGUCUGUCAGAUCUUGAGAGGAGUCACAAGACAUUUUCUGAGGUUUGGAAAAACCGAAACGAGUCCAAGAACUUUAGUCAAAGACAUGAGCUGGAGCUGAUAAAGGAAGACAAAAGAAAGGAGAUUGAGGUGGAAAUAAGAAAGCAGGUGGAUGAACUGAUGAGACAGGAACUGGCUAAUUGGAAGCUGGCUGUGGAUAAAGAAAAAAGCGGAAAGGUCAAGGGUGCCGCAAAAAAAAAGAAGGCGUCAAAAAGCGCAAAGAGGAAGAAGAAGGACAAAGAUCUUACAGCAGAUAGGACCACCGAGUCACUUUUUGAAGAGCUAGUUGAACAGGAAUUGGUAAAAAAGCCAGAGAAUGUUAAACUAAAAGAUUAUCUAGGGGACUAUAGCUACCUUGGCACAACUCUACGACAGACUGACAUUGAGCCUAUGCCAUCUUUAUCUGAUGUUCGGCAAGUUGUAACCCUCUAUGCUGUCUUACCACUAGGCUCCCAAGCAGUUCAUGAGAAGUCUCCCCUGGUGAAGACUAUCCUGCUUGUAGGGCCUUCAGGAGUGGGUAAGAAAAUGUUGGUUCAUGCUAUUUGUCAGGAGACCGGAGCCAAUCUGUUUGACCUGUCACCUUUAAACGUGGCUAAAAAAUACCCUGGUAGAAACGGAUUGCAGAUGAUGCUGCAUCUGGUGUUUAAGGUUGCCAGACUAAUGCAGCCCUCUGUCAUUUGGAUCGGAGAUGCUGAGAAGAUGUUUUACAAAAAAGUACCAAAAGAGGAGAAAGAGUUAGAUCCAAAGCGACUGAAGAAAGAUUUGCCCAAAAUCCUCAAGUCCAUCAGAGGAGAAGAUUGCGUUUUAAUAGUAGGAACAACAAGUGAUCCACACAGCGCAGACCUGAAAUCUCUGUGCAAAUUCUACAAUAAGAUCAUCCUCAUACCUCGACCAGACUAUGCAUCCAGAUACGUAAUGUGGAAAGAGUUGAUAAAAAAGAACGGAGGAGAAGUGACCGGUGACCUGGACCUCAGCUCUCUGGCAAAGAUUUCUGAUGGAUACACGCAAGGUCACAUGGUGCAGGUAGUGCGUAGCAUCUUGACUGAACGGCGGAUUCAGCAGUUUCCCAAACGUCCGCUCACUGCCUCAGAAUUUGUGUCUCCGCUUGCUAGAAUCGACCCUGUGUUUCAGGAAGAAGAAGAGGCAUUAAAAAACUGGUAUGCUAAGACUCCACUUGGCAAGAAGAGGAUUAAAGCUGCCUCAGGGAAAGAGGGUGAUGAAGAGCCCCCAAAAACUGGAGGCAAAGCUGGCAAGAAAAAAGGAAAAAAGUAACAUUAUAAGUGUUCAAAUGAUCAACUGCAAUCCAGCAUUUCCCUGCCUUCACCAAUAAAUGUAUUAAUUAGGA